AUGGCGGAGGAGGGAGCUGAACAAGGAUAUUUGCAGCCUCAAGCUUUGAAUGCAGAUGCUGAAGCCGCAGGUGGCUCGGACUCGGACGAUUAUGAUCCCUCUGAGACUAUUCAAGAGCAGUUUCCCGCAAAUAUAGCAGCUUCAAAUUACAAUAUGAUUCCUCAUAUGUCUCCUUUUGUCAACUCUUCCACCCCAACUCCUGCUCCGGGCUCUAGUCUGCCAGAGAAACAACUAGGGGAGAUCUAUAACAAUGAUUCUGCACUUUCGCUUCCCCCGUCCGGAGCAGAGUCCAAAGGCUCUGCUGCAAUAUCCCAAAUUGGUGUCUUUGAGGAGGGAUCAACUGGUGAUGAAGAUGCGGGGGACGCUGAGUACGAACCACCAGCUGCGGCCUUAUCAGCCCAAGUUCAGAAUUCAAUAUCUACUUCUGCAGACAUGUCUCAGCGCUCUCUUUCUGAAAAUAUAAAUGAACCUGUUUCACAUUUCCAUGUACAACAGCAAAAUAUUGCCUCAGAUCAAAACACUCCACAUGUUUCCAUUAAUUUUCCUGCUUCUGAUUCUCAUGUUGCUCAUUCAGCACACGACGAUAACACUCUUAAACCCAUGCAAGGAGAAUCAAAAUUACCAGGUCGAUCUGCCGUUCAGUCGGCCAACAGCUCCCUGCCUUCGACGCCGCCAGUCGCAGCCGCCUCAAGAAGUCGUCUUCCCCAUGAUCGCGUGGGCAUCCUGGAAGACAGAAUACAGGCCGAUCCGCGUGGCGAUACGGACGCAUGGCUAGAACUAAUUAAUGAGCAUCGCAGCAGAAACAAGCUUGAUAGUGCUAGACAGGUUUACGAGAGAUUUUUCAAAGUCUUCCCAUCGGCUGCCGAACAAUGGGUUGAAUACGCCACCAUGGAGUCCGAAAACAACGAACUGUACAAGUUGGAACAGAUAUUUACAAAAUGCCUAUUGUCAAUCCCUAAUGUUCAGCUGUGGUCGCUGUAUUUGGAUUACGUGCGUCGGCGUAAUAAUUUAACCACCGAUUCAAGCGGGGACGCAAGGCGUACUAUUACUUCGGCAUAUGACCUUGCUCUUCAGCAUAUUGGAAUCGACAAGGACUCCGGCAAUAUCUGGGUCGACUACAUCCAAUUCCUUCGGUCAGGGCCGGGGAAUAUUGGAGGUUCCGGAUGGCAGGAUCAACAGAAAAUGGACCUGCUGAGGAAGGCGUAUCAGCGGGCAAUUUGUAUUCCCACACAGGCAGUUAACACUCUUUGGAAAGAGUAUGAUCAAUUUGAGAUGGGUUUAAACAAGCUGACGGGACGUAAAUUUAUACAAGAUAAAUCUCCGUCAUACAUGACGGCGAGAAGCUCUUAUACUGAGCUCCAAAACAUCACCAAAGACCUUGUCAGACUAUCACUCCCACAGUUCCCCCCAGCCCCCGGGUAUGAAGGUGAUUAUUCUUUCUCGAAGCAAGUUGAAAUAUGGAAACGUUGGAUACAGUGGGAAAAGGAUGACCCUUUGGUUCUCAAGGAAGAAGACUUGGCUAGUUACAAACAACGGGUCAUAUAUGUCUAUAAGCAGGCCUUAAUGGCACUAAGAUUUGUGCCUGAAAUGUUUUUCGAUACUGCAGAUUUCUGCUUCCAGAACGGCAUGGAGACCGAAGGAAACGAUUUUCUGAAGCAGGGGAUAGAAGCGAACCCUGAGAGCUGCCUUCUUACCUUCAAGCGUGCUGAUCGGCUUGAAUUAUCCAGCGUCUCGGAACAGGAUCCCGUGAAACGCGGCGCCAGAGUCAGAGAGCCUUAUGACAAACUACUUGAUGCACUUUACGACUUGAUAACACAAACACGAGCCCAGGAGGCUACGGAUAUUGCUAGGCUGGAAGAACAAGCUGACCCGGAGCAGCCUGUACAGCUCGAGAACGACGACGACGAAGACGAGACAGACAACCCCCGGACCCAAGAAAGUGCCAAAGCAAAGGAAAUCGAGUCAGUGAAGAAAGAGUAUGCGGGGAAAAUUGGUCUUCUGUCCAAGGCUGUCUCGUUCGUCUGGAUAGCGUUGAUGCGAGCAAUGCGUCGUAUCCAAGGCAAAGGCAAGCCGGGAGAGAUUGCUGGGUCACGUCAGAUAUUUGCCGAUGCACGUAAGCGUGGGCGUAUCACCAGUGACGUUUAUAUUGCCAGUGCCUUGCUGGAGUAUCAUUGCUAUAAAGACCCUGCGGCAACCAAAAUUUUCGAAAGGGGGGCAAAGCUUUUCCCGGAGGACGAAGUUUUUGCUCUGGAGUACCUAAAGCACCUUAUCGACAUCAACGACAUUACUAAUGCACGAGCUGUUUUCGAAACUACCGUUAGGAAACUUGCUUCGAAUCCAAAGAACGUUGGAAAAGCAAAGCCAAUUUUCGCCUUUCUACACGAGUAUGAAUCUCGGUAUGGGGAUCUGACACAGAUAAACAACUUGGAGUCCCGAAUGAGAGAGUUGUUUCCUGAGGAUCCUACUCUGAAACAGUUUGCCCAUCGAUUCUCAGCUCCUUCUUUCGACCCUACUACCUUCCAGCCGAUCCUAUCACCAAGCCAGCUGAAGCCUAGAACCAUUGCGUCUCCUGAAGAACCGAGUUCUCGGCAUAGCUCACCUUCACGCCAUCCAACCACUAAUACCUAUUCCCCUAAACGAUCCUACCCACUUGACGAAUAUGGAGACGAAUCGAACCGACCACGAAAGUUCAUCCGCGCUGAAUCCCCACUAAAAGGUGCAGCCGGAAGACGCGAGCAGCAGAAACGGCUACAGUCUAACGGCUCUGGCGGUGGGCCGACUGCCGCUAGGGCUAAGCAGCCACAACAGCCACCCCCUUCUGCGGGACCUCUACCAAGAGAUGUUGUGUAUCUUUUGAGCAUUAUCCCCCCUGCGUCCACAUACGAUGCAACCAGAUUCUCGCCUGAGAUGAUGGUAAAUCUUCUCCGCCAAGUUGAGCUGCCUUCUAGUGUAUCGCAGCUCCGGCUCCCACAGCAAACCGGUGCCAGCUCACACCAGUACCACCAGUACGGCGGCUAUCGUCCCGCAUAG
Molecule: messenger RNA, 3030 nt
Organism: Microsporum canis CBS 113480
Lineage: Eukaryota; Fungi; Ascomycota; Eurotiomycetes; Onygenales; Arthrodermataceae
Product: mRNA 3'-end-processing protein rna14
Exons: 5
Coding region: 1-3030 (1009 amino acids)
Biological process (GO): mRNA 3'-end processing
Cellular component (GO): nucleus
Molecular function (GO): protein binding; mRNA binding
Source: RefSeq, a predicted model, not a curated record